Molecule: messenger RNA, 9428 nt
Organism: Linum trigynum
Lineage: Eukaryota; Viridiplantae; Streptophyta; Magnoliopsida; Malpighiales; Linaceae
Source: the annotation of a GenBank genome assembly
CUAGGGUGAUAUCAUUUUCUUUCUGAUCCUCAAUCUUGCUGAUCUCCCCACCUCCCUCCCAUGUUUAUGUCACUACUCGUUUUGGAGUUUGGACAGGAGGCGCGUGCACCCCCAUGCACCACGCACCGGUGGUGGUUUGAGUAGCUUUUACAUAUGUCUAGUAAUAAUUUCGUUGUAUAUAUAAUCACUACUGAUCAUAAUUUCGAAGGAAAUUUUUUCAAAAAAAGAAGCAAAUAUGAAAAGAAAUUGAAAAAUUGAAUCACUGGAGUGGAUAGAGAGGAUCCUCUGAGAUAUCAUAUGAACUGUCGUCUCGAUAACUGCAUGUUCGUUUUUUUAACCCUCUUGAUUUGUCGUCUGGAAACUGGAUAUUUCAUUUAUUAUUAGUGUUUCAUUCAUCGUAUGGUCAUUUAUGAAGCUAACCAAAGGAAAAUGGGGAUUGAUUAUGUCGAGAAUAUGAAUUGGGUUUGGUUGAAAAACUAUCCCUAAACUAGGGAUUUGGAGUCACAAUCAGUUAGGAGGUUGCGGAGUAAAGGAAGGUAGAAGUAACAUGAAAGAGAUUAUGCUAACUGAGUCUUAUGUCUUUCACAGGGCAUGUCCGAUCAUAACAUUCGCAAAGGUGCAUCGUAAGUCAACUAGAAAAUUUCUCUAAAUGGUUAAUGGAGAAGUCGAUUAUAUCACAUAUUCGAUUUUAAGUUGAUGUAAUUGUAGUUUCUUAAUUGUUAACAGGAGAAAAGAAAGAGAGGGAGGCAUAUGUGGAAUGGAAUCCUACCUGCAGGUGGAUGAAAUUGACUGGAAAUCAAACGGAUUAUUAAUUAUUAAUUAAUGGAUUAGAAAGCUUUGUGGAAGGGUCGAUGCAACCAAAUUGGAUAAAGACAUCCUUGUUUAAGAGCAUCGUACAAGAAAAGAAGCCACACAUGUGGAUUUCAACAUCUUGUUCCAAUCCAAAGCUUCAAUCUUUUUUUCUUUUUCUUUUACUCAUAUAAAACUGAAACACAAGGAGCCCCAUCAAGCUUCGAGUUUUCAGAAACAAGAAGUCAGAAAUGGAUUUACGAUUUUGCCCCUUGCAUGGCCAUUGUUGGAUUGGAGCAUCUCAGAUUUUUUUUUUGUCCCUCCAAAAUGCCAUUGUUUGUUGGCACCAACAAUGGAACAAAGUGCAAGACUCCAAAGAGGAAAGCAAAGAGCACGAAAUGAUUAGGGUUUGCUUGAAUCUCUUGUUCGUGGUGAUUGUUGGGUUGGGAUUUGCCGGCCAAGGUAGUAGUUUGCUACACCCUUUUGCUAGUUUACACAAUAUUUCAUUGUCGAUUGGGAGAGCGUCGACUUUGUGUUAUUGGACGAUUCGAGAUGUUGUGGUGCAACUAGCUUGUUGUUAAGUUCUUGCAAGAGCAUAUCUUUUCGCUUGUUUUUCAACACUCUUGAAAUACGAAUUUUCGGCCUUAGUUUCAAUAAGAAAAUUUCCUAUCACCCUUCAGAGGAUAGUAGAUAUGAAGGGGAGGAGGUGAAGGCAAAGGUUAUGCACAAUAAUAUAUUCAUUGUGUACGAGUUUUCUCUCGCUCUAAGAAACCGAGAAGGGAAAAGAAUUAACGACAACUCAAGUUUGAUGUAAGUAAGGUUGCUUCAUAUAUACUUGCGGAAAGAGAUUGAGAGAAUGUCUCGACGCUAUCAUUCAGAAUCACAAUAUUUACAAUCAGUGGCGAAAUUUUGAUCAGAGCAUGUGCCCCCAAAUUUGUCUCAUUGUCCAUUCUCGUCAAUAAGAAUUGGGGUAUGUAAAAUUGCAAUAGGGACUUGCUUAGAAUGACUAAACACAGUACCCGUGUUAAAAUACUUGUCUCCAAUUCUUUUUCACAAUUUGGCAAUACAGAAUACUCUAGAUAUAACAAGAUUUACAUUCCUAAUUAAAUAUGUAUAUUUGUGGCAUAAACGGAGUCGUUUGCUUCACAACUUUGGAUUGAGUGAAUAUACUUAUCUUCUUUAGGUCCAUGAGAAAAGGGGGGAAAGGGACGAGAAUUCUAAUUUCCAACGGCGGCGGCGGAGAAGACCUAACAACGAGCGGCGCGUGGAGAACAUGCGACGGUGGAAGGGCGUGGAAAUAUAAACCUGGUAGGAAUCUAGCAACAAACACUCACAAAGAGGCACAUUUUCAUGAAUUAAUUAAUAAAAUAAUUAUGAAUACGAUCUGAUGAUAUGAAAGAGAGAAUGAAAUAAUCGGGGCGAUGAUGCGACCCGACCCGCCCCCACAAUUCCCCACAUAUCCCAGAUAUUAAAUUCCACAUUUAUUAACAACAAAUCAAACACCUAGAAAAAAAAACUUGUGGAAAUUUUUUAAAUUUUAUUGUGAAACUCUAUAGAAUUGUCAAAGACGAAUAGUACUUGGGAUUGGCCGGAUAUCUCAAUAAUCAUAAAAUUGUUUUACAAGAAGCGAAAGUAAGAUUGAGAAGUAUUCACAUAAAACACAAGUCAAAAUUAGAUGACUCCUUAUGACACGAAAUAUAUUUUUGACAUGAUCAAUCAACUCGAGAUUAUCUAGACGCGGAUGUCGCGCAAUUUUUUGUAGUUGUAAUAUCUCAUAAGAAGAAGAAAAAAAAUAGUCUCGAAACAAGAUUGAAACAGGGUGUCUACAAAUCCAGGGAUGCAGCGAGAUGAAAUGAGAUCCACACUUGAUGCUUGUGGGACGCGACUAGUACUCGUAUGAAAUGAAUCGAAACUGAUCAUAUGCAUAAUAUGCGCGCGGAUCAGAUAAAAAUUGAGAUAGAUUUAAGAACCCCAUACUCGUCACUACAGAAUGAUUUGAGACACGGGCAAGAGCCGAGCACACGAAACGGAGCGUGAGGAAACAGAUUUCGCCUCUCGCGCUACCCCUUGAUGCUCGCACUUGUAAUCUUUCAAAUACUCGAGGAAACAUAUACGAAUACAAGAACGAAGCAAAACAAAUCUGAUUACGGAGCUAUAUAUAUUAUUAUUAUUAUUAUCCUUCCCAAACAUGUUGAUAGGUUGGAAAUCAUUUAACAAUGAAGCCAAAAUCGGGGCAAAAAGGAAAUGGGAAAUUAAUAAAAGCAGAGCAUCAGCCAACAGUACUCUCUAAAAAUAAAAAAGCUGGAACAGAAAGAAAGCCAAACAAACAAGAUCCACCUCGAUUCGAACAUCUCUCCUCCUCCUCCUCCUCUUCACUCCCUCCGCCGUCCCAAUCCCAAUUCUCCUCCGCCUUCCACCGCCGCUACACUCUGUAGUCAAAGAGAGAGGGAGACGACUGAGAGAGAGAGAGAGGUCGAGGAUUUCACCGAAUAAAGAAGGAAGAGCUAAAAACCAAACCAGCUAUGAGGGAGGACGAUUCCAAUUGGUUCGCUCGAUGGGAAGAGGAGCUUCCCCCGCCGGACGAGCUCAUGCCAAUCACUCAAACCCUAAUCACUCCCGAUCUCGCCCUCGCCUUCGACAUCCGGAAUCCCACCAACUCCUCCGCGGCAGCGGCCAGCAAUUCGCUCCACCAGAAUCAGAAUCAGCCGGUCCCGCCGCCGCCGCCGCCGCCUCCUCUACCGACAUCCAGCGGCUUGCCUUCUCCCAACGGGAACCCUUCCCUGGCGACUUCGCAGCACAACUCGUCCGAAUUCGCCGCCGACUCCUCGGCGGAGCUGGGGUCCGGCACCGGGGGGGACGAGCCGGCAAGGACGCUGAAGCGGCCGAGGCUGGUGUGGACGCCGCAGCUCCACAAGAGGUUCGUGGACGCCGUCGCGCACCUGGGGAUCAAGAACGCGGUGCCCAAGACGAUAAUGCAGCUCAUGAGUGUGGACGGGUUGACUAGGGAGAAUGUCGCCAGUCAUUUGCAGAAAUACCGGCUCUACCUCAAGAGGAUGCAGGGGUUGUCUUCCGGCGGCGGGGGAGGCGGCGGCGGGAGUGGCGGGGGGUUGAGUGGUGGUUCGUCUACCGUUGGUGUGGAUGCCGCUACCGACCAUUUGUUCGCGAGUUCCCCUGUCCCGGCGCAUUUCUUGCAUCCCGGUAGGCCGCCUAAUUCCGAUCAUUUCUUGCCGUUUGUUCCUGUUAGCGCCCUUCAGCAUCACCACCACCAGCAGAUGGCGGUGGCUGCCGCAGCGGCCGUAGCUCAUCCGCAGCUGCAGGGUCAGUACCAUAGACAGCUGGGGCAUUUUGGGUCGCCGCCCAAUGGGCAAUUCGAUCAUCCGUUCCUGUCUAGGCCGGCGGCGCAGCAGCAAGCUGUGCAUAGAAUGGGACCGCCGGUGCACAAUGCGGCGGUUCCAGGGUAUGUGGAGGAUUUGGAGUCUGCAAAUGGAAAUGGCGGAAGGAAAGUUCUCACUCUGUUCCCCACUGGAGAUGAUUGAAAUUGAGCUCUACUGAUGGGGGUUCUAACUUCCCAUGUUCAUCAGUCUUCUGUUAAUUGGUAAUUAAUGGUAACCGCUUCUUACAUUCUAAUUUUAGGUUCGUUCAUGGUGGUUUGUUCUGUUCUCCAUUGUGGAAAAUUCUUCAAGCACUACCAAGGGGAUAGUACUUCAGUAGCUCAUCGGUUGGGGAUUUGGUUGUUGAUGAUGAUUAUUAACCUCUUCUAGUGGCAAUCCUUUGAACCGAGCUGCAUGUGGAUAUCUGCUGGUUCCAUCUAAAGUUUUGGACGGCAGUCUAUAAGUCCACCCUCAUGUCACAUUGCGGAAACAUUUCGGCCACAGUAACAAUCUAAGCUUUGCUGUGGCAACAACCAUGGUCAUCAGUCUUGUCGUAAAGAGGUCCAUAUGGGAUUCGAUAGAGCGCGGUAUAGUACAUUCGAAGGCUUGCUUGGUCUUCUUAUUACUCCAUAAGAGUUGUUCUCAAAUUUUCGUGGUGGAAUGUGCAGAAGAAAGCAAUUUUCUGUACCUGGGGCUUGAAGACGAGUUUCGCGAUAUUUCUUCCAUAAGUGCAAUAUAUGUCAUGUAGAGAGAGGUCUAAAUGUGAAGUUUUCAGCUUUGCUGUUAGCGGCUGCCUCUUUGAUUGUUAGUUCAGUGUAAUGUAGAGGUGACUUGUACUUAUUGUACAUUGUGGAACUUCAUAGAAGACCCCACAUGAGAUUGGGUUUUUCUUUCCUCACAAUUCUGAUAUAUUAGAAUGUUAAAUGUAAUCUUUAUGCUCCUUGCAUGUUCAAGCAGCUCAACUCUAUUGCAUUGCAUUGUUGAAUAGUAGAAUAGAUAGGUUCUUAAUGUACGAGCAAGAUAUUCAUUCACACUCGGAAUGUGAACACCAUAUCUAUAGCUUUCAGAUAGUUCUGGGCGUAUGCCCUUCAGCAUCUCUCUUUCCUGGCUAUGGUACUCCCUUGUGAGACAAACUCCGAGACCCUGCUCGUGUGUGUUUGUUGGUGGUAAUGCUCAAAUCGAGCUAGUCUCUUUGCAUCUGGUAAGUGCAGUCUGAGUUCAGAAGCAAACCUAUAUCUGUCAAACUAUAUGGGAGCACUUAUUGGGUACUUCUUUUACUUCUGCACCAAUUCCUUUCUUCAGUACAGGUACUUCAUAUAUUUGUACCCCGAACUUCUGCACCCGAAGCAGGUGUAAUGGGAUCUUGAAUAGUAGCUUACGAUUUGAAAUAUCUGUACUUCUGCAGAUUCAAUCUAUUUUCAAGCUGGUGUCCUGUGUUUGAAAUCGCUUCAGUUUCUCUCUCCUGGCUGAUUUAUUGCUUGUGACCUGUCUAGAUUCCUAAGGGAAACUUUGCCACCCUGUUUGCUUUCUAAAUAAACUUUGCAGCCUCCUAAAUCAUAACAUAUGUUGAUGGAUUCCAUAUCUGAUCUGAUUGUAUCUCCAUAAUGAAUGUCAACUCUCAUGCUGUCUUGAUUGCAAGUCUCGCGAUCUGGACAAUUACACAACAAAUAAUGCUUUGUAGUACUAGUACUUGUUGUGUAUCUAAGGAGAGGGAAGAAGAAGCUGCACAACAGCAUCAAUGUUGGCAAUUGGACAGAUCAACAUGUUCCUUAUUAACUUGCUUCCAGUUGUACAUACUAUGAUGCACCAUAUCUCUCCUCCACUUUUGUAGGAUAUCAUGUGAAAUCCUCUCCUUAUCUAUCUAUCUAAUCUCAAUCUAAAUCUUUUAUGCACUUGUUUCCCUAAUAGAAUAGAAUAUUCUAAUGGUGGGUGAGUUGCAAAAUGGGAUGCAGAUGGGUGCUGGAAUCUUGUUUUCUGUCAGGGGAACACACUGGACAGAAAGAAAUCCUUUUAUUAUUGAUGAUCAUGAUCAUGAUGAUGGAGAAGAGGGAAAAAGCAACCAGGCAGGCAAUAAGGGAAAAAAGAAUGGAUUUUGUUUAGUGAAUCCAUUCAUCCAUCCAUCUCUCUCUUCCUCUCUCUCUCUCUGCCAUUCUGGUAAGUAAAGAAAGUACAUAUCUUUAUAUAUUCAUUGAUAGAUCAGAUGAAGAAGCUGAGUUGUUUUUGUUUGGUUUCUUUAUAAAGUAGGAAGCAAAGCAUGCAUAUGCUUGUGGUGUGGCCAUAAACAUUGUUAUUUUAAGGGUGGUGGAGCAGAAAAGGUUUGUUUUAGGUGCAGCUGCUGCAAGUGGAAUAAUGAGGUUAGAAGGGUUUGCUUGUACUGUACUGUACAACUGGUUUAUGAAUCACAGCUUGGGAGCAAAUUCCCAAGCUGCUGCCAUGGCUACUAGGGGAAGAAUUAGACAGAGGGUUGUUGGCAUAGCAUGCGCCAAGUUCAUUCAUACUUGUUCUCUUUCAUCUGUAUUUCUGUUCCAGCUUUAUGGUAUGGGGGCUGUCUCUUUUAACUAACCUUUACUUUCUUUUCUUGGAUAGUUGAAACAAGGCUGGAAUUUUUUAUUUUUUUUGAAAAGUUUAUGUUGUUUUCAUAGUUUAAUCAUAACAAUAAUCUUCUUGUUAUUGUUUGUUUGUUAUGGUUUAGUAUAAUGAUGACAUUUAUAAAAUAAUGAGCCACUCACUGCACUUUGUUGCUUUUGUUAGGCUAGAUUCGAGUUUAUGCUAUUUUCGAGUUUUUUUAGGUCUUCUCUCUCUCCCUCUUGUCUCAUAGUUUCUCUUUAAUACUUGUGAAAUCGUAACGUAUUAUAUCAAUUCUAGUUAUACAUACAACAUAAUGAAGACAACACUAAUACUUCGUUAUAUUCAUUUCAUUACAAGCUAUCUUGUAUUGUGAUUUUUUCUUUAGCCGUUGUGAAAUCGUUGCAGGACUCAAUCGUGUAAGUUCAUUUUAUUUAUCACUUGUCAUACUUCAAAUAGAAAAGUUUACUUGGUGGAUUAAUCAACCAUGGGAUUCUGAGUUAUUGUGGAUUUCUUAUUCUGAUUUGACAUUUCUCAUUUGGUUGUUGUUGUAGGUUCCACAAGAUUUCUGUUUCAAUUUUGGAAGUUAGUGUUACAUUGACAUUUGUGACCCAGGUGGGGAGGGAACAUGGGCUGGUGGGCUUUGUCUCCUGCCGUAAUGAGGCCCUACCUGCCUGACCCAGGCCUACUCACUAGAUUGACUGACCCGGCUCCUUUUUCAAUUGGGCUUUUUCUGAAAAGUGGGCUACAUUUAUUCUCGUCUUUUACCAAGAGUAGGUAAGGGGAGAAAAGAGUGUCAGUUCUUGAACCCAACACAUGGUCAUGGUUGUUAAGUGCCGUCAGAUCAAAGCAAUCUUCUGGUCCCCUUUUUUUUAGUUUUUGUUUAUAUUUGAGUUAUUACUAUAGUUAUAUGUAUGAUUGUGACACAUCAUGAGCCGCCCACGAGGUAGUACGGUACGAUACGAUUUGAGAUAUGUGGCGAGCUAAAUAUGAGCACGAAUAUUUUAUGGACGGUAAGAUUUAAACUUCAUAAAUAUGAACGGUAUGAUUUGUAAUUGAGUUUGUGUCGGGCAUAAUAAUUUUUUUUGAAGCCAUUGAAUAUAGACACGCUAAAACUUGCAAAAUAUACUUUUUCUACGGAAUAUAAAUUGAAUUAUGAGUUCAUAAAAUACGAAAUAUAGUCACAUAAAUCAUGGUAUUAAUAAGGGAUUGCAUCAAAAAUAAAAUGCUUGAGAGAACCGAAAAAGCAUGUGGAAACCGAAUCGCUUCUGUAUUUCCAAUUUUCUUCUUCCUCUUACUUGUUACCUUUCUCAAAUCAUACCACUUAUCAAUUUCAUUCCCUUCCCAAUUUGCUCCAGUUUCACUCCCAGUUUUAUUUUCUUCCUUUCAUUAAGUAUGAAUAUGAACGAGGCAUAAGAACAAGUAGGUAUGGCAUGAUUCGAACUGUGCUCAUACCCAGAUCGAAUUGAUGAAAUUUUGUAUACUGGGUGGACACAAAAACGAAAACUUAUAUGGCAUUGCCAACACACAACAUGAAAAAACCCCGGCUUAAGGCGAGCUCAUGUUGUGCCGGCCCAAGCACUACCCAAUGCUUGAGUACAUGUAUGAUGGCGUCGGGUGCAUUUUUCAAAUGUGAUCAAUAGUGCCUAGGGUUGGCCAAACAUUGAUAUAUUAAUUGGAUGAAAAUGAUCCAGUUAUGAGAUUUUUUCAAUAAUUAGUAGCUUAUAUUUCCCACCAAAGUGUUAAAGUGUUAAGAGAGCAAAAACAUGGUUCUUAUUUGUUAGAAUUCUGCUGGCUGCAAAACAUUUUCUUUUUCUUUUUCACAUAAUUUGGUUUCGAGCCUUUGACUAGUCAGUUGCAUGAAAAAUUGGUGGCCGGAAAACGUCCAAAAAGGACAAAUAGAGUUCAGACGACCGGCCAGAAAGGAAAAACCGUUUACUAUUAAUUACAUUCUGAUCACCAUAUUGUAGGUUAUUAUAAGAUCGGGUUCUUAUACUUUCAUCGAUUCACAACUGAAGUCCCUACUUCUUCUUUUCUCUCUGAAUUGGUCGAUUUGUUAGGUAGAAUGGAAAGAAAUGAAUUUGUCCUUUCAAGACAUUAUAGUUUAUUUUGAUAUAUUGUGAAUGUGCUUAGUGAAAUGGAACUUGCACUUAGGUUAUAUUUGUAUUUUUUUUAUAUGUGUCAACGUUUUGUAGUCUUUGUAAUCUAUAUUGGUUUGGCUCUAAAUUCGUGCAAUUGUUUCCUACACAUAAAGGACAAGAAAUGAAUUUCCAUGUGCAAAAUGAAGAUAACAAACGAUGUCGAUGGAAGGUGAUUUAAGUAUCGUAUAUGAGAAAAUAAUUCAUAUAAACUAGAUAGACAGAUAUUGUAAAUUGAAAAAAUAUAAACGUGAAGUUGUACAUGAGUUGGGUGGUGAGUAAAAUCAAAAUGUUGAACCGGAUGGACCGAUGGUGAUGACGUGAAUUUGUGGUAUAGUCUGAUGUCAAAUCCAAAAAGAAAGUAGUAAAUAUGUUUGACAAGUUGGAGGGUGACAAGAGUAUAACACAUCAUUCUCUAUAUAUCAAAGAAGAAACGAGGAAUACCUCGCGAAUUGGUGUCAUGAACAAAAUAAAACAGUGAUCCCAAAUAAAGCAAUACUUUAACUUACUUCACUUACUUUCCAUUUUCAUUUAUCAUGUCCAUAAAUAAGGUCUAAACUAUAAC